Camelina sativa (false flax) is the source of this 992-nucleotide messenger RNA. Its product is annotated as cytochrome b6-f complex iron-sulfur subunit, chloroplastic. Gene Ontology annotation, cellular component: membrane. NCBI's taxonomy places the organism in Eukaryota, Viridiplantae, Streptophyta, Magnoliopsida, Brassicales, Brassicaceae. The record is from RefSeq and is a predicted model, not a curated record. Gene Ontology annotation, molecular function: 2 iron, 2 sulfur cluster binding.
AUCUGCUUCUCUCUCUUCAGUGGUCUUAAAUCUCUCUGUGUGAUCCCACUUGUCAUCCUCCUCCACAACAUCAAAACCUCCGGACCGAAACCCUUUUAUCAUUUUUUUGCCUAAAGCUUUCGAUGAAUACAUCAAUGGCGUCCUCCUCCCUUUCCCCUGCUACUCAGCUUGGUUCGAGCAGAAGCGCUUUGAUGGCGGCGAUGUCGCGUGGGUUGUACGUGAAGCCAACGAAGACGAAUCAUCAAAUGGUAAAAAAGGAGAAGACUGGGUUGAGAAUUGCUUGUCAAGCGUCGAGUAUUCCAGCAGACAGAGUUCCAGAUAUGGAAAAGAGAAAGCUUUUGAAUCUUCUUCUUGUUGGAGCUCUUUCUCUCCCUACUGGCUAUAUGCUUGUCCCUUACGGUUCCUUCUUUGUUCCUCCUGGUACCGGAGGUGGGGGUGGUGGUACUCCAGCCAAGGAUGCACUUGGUAACGAUGUACUUGCAACGGAAUGGCUUAAGACUCAUGGUCCCGGUGAUAGAACCCUCACCCAAGGAUUGAAGGGAGAUCCGACUUACCUAGUUGUGGAGAACGACAAGACUCUAGCAACAUACGGUAUCAAUGCAGUGUGCACUCAUCUUGGAUGUGUUGUCCCAUGGAACAAAGCUGAGAACAAGUUUCUAUGUCCUUGCCAUGGUUCCCAAUACAACGCCCAAGGCAGAGUCGUUAGAGGUCCAGCGCCAUUGUCGCUAGCGUUGGCUCACGCUGACAUAGAUGAUACUGGGAAGGUUCUUUUUGUUCCAUGGGUGGAAACUGACUUUAGGACCGGUGAUGCUCCAUGGUGGUCUUAAGUCAAGACUCUUCAACGAUCUUCAACAAGAGAAGAAGAAAGAUUUGGUCUUUUUGUGUAAGACUUGUUCGGAUGUUCUUAUAAUGUAAAAGCUGUCUGUAAUCAUACAUUUCUUGGCAUUACUCUGUGAAUUCUUGCCUCUUAUAUGAAAUAUUAUGUUCAGUCA